Raphanus sativus (radish) is the source of this 738-nucleotide messenger RNA. Its product is annotated as MATH domain and coiled-coil domain-containing protein At2g42465-like. The transcript has 3 exons. Lineage: Eukaryota; Viridiplantae; Streptophyta; Magnoliopsida; Brassicales; Brassicaceae. The record is from RefSeq and is a predicted model, not a curated record. Bases 175 to 636 code for a protein of 153 amino acids.
GCAUAUAGUCAUUUCCCAAAGAAGAAGCAAGACGUGUGAUGCCAUUAAUAGUAAUCUGUUACAUAAUUAUGACUAGUUACAAGAAGACAAUCCUCAAACACACAAAACUCACAGUUACUGAAUCUGCAAGUAAAGCUUCUCUCUCUGUAUCAAGAAAAACUCAGCUCGUAUCAAAUGUGGAACGGUGAUGGAACAGUGGAGUUCAAUGGCUUUCUAGUUCUCUAUUCAGAGGUAGAGUAUGUGAGAAGAAUCUUUGAAAGACACCCAGAAACAGCUUUGAAUCUUCGUCCAAAGAACCAACUGGUGAAGAAUGCGUACAUGAACACCCUCCUCGACCUCAUCGAUAUAACUUGCUUAGCCCCUCAGGAGCUCACGGAGGAGGAGCUUAGAGAUGCUGAGAACACGCUUUUGGAUUUGGAAGGGGUAGGUUUCGAGUUGGACUGGUUGAAGAGGAAGCUGGAAGAGCUUUGCGUGAAGAAGAAGAAAAUGGAAGCGCGUGGUGCACGCAUGAGAGAGCUUCAUAGAAUGAUUAUGGAACAGAGACAAGUGUUGCUUGAGCUUGAAGUUGAACGGAAGAAUGAAGAGAACGAGGCUGUUUCCGACAGUGCUCGACUUGGUUUCGAGGAUGUUGUUUGAAUGGAAACUGACUUGUGAAGAAGCCUUAUUGUUUUCAGGUUUCUACUCAUGUGCUUAAGAAUAUGUGGCGUUAAUUUAUUACAAGAAUGAUUGAAUAAAAGG